Messenger RNA from Prorocentrum cordatum, 2127 nucleotides. Lineage: Eukaryota; Dinophyceae; Prorocentrales; Prorocentraceae. The record is from the annotation of a GenBank genome assembly.
AUGAUGCCUGGCAUGGACAUGGGCAUGAUGGGCGGCAUGCCCGGCAUGGGCGGCAUGCCCGGCAUGGGCGGCAUGCCAGGCAUGGGCGGCAUGGACGGCGGCAUGAUGGGGGGCAUGGGCGGCGGCAUGAUGGGCGGCAUGGGCGGCGGCAUGGGCGGCGGCAUGGGCGGCGGCAUGGGCGGCGGCAUGGGCGGCGGCAUGGGCGGCUGCAUGGGCGGCAUGGGUGGCGGCGGGGACUUCGGCGGGUGCGGCGGCGGGGGCGGGGGCAGCGGUGGCGACGACAAGCCGAAGGGGCUGAGCAACCACGGGCUGAACGUGCAGACGAUCAACGACCAGGAGGUGAAGGUGCAGGACCCCAGCGGGCGCGUCCUGAGCCAGUUCCAGCGGUACGCCAAGUUCACGGAUGCGCCCUUCCCCGCGCCCAUCCAGGAGGCCCUGGGCCGCGCGGGCUUCCCGGCGCCUUCCCAGAUCCAGCAGUAUUGUUGGCCCCUGGCGAUGGAGAAGAAGGACGUCAUUGGAGUGGCCGCGACGGGCAGCGGCAAGACCAUCUCGUUCCUUCUCCCAGCGUUCUCCAACAUAAUCGAGAAGAACAUGGGCCCCCGGGACGUCGCCCUGCUCGUCAUCGCGCCCACCCGCGAGUUGGCGAUCCAGAUCCAGGAGGAGGCCGACAAGUUCGGCAAACCGACGAUCAAGACUGUGUGUUGCUAUGGCGGAGCCCCUAAGCAUGUCCAGGCGCAGGAGCUGAGAAGUGGCGUGCACGGUGUCAUCGGCACGCCAGGGCGCAUCAACGAUUUCCUCGAGGGCGGCCAGCUCGACUUGGGCCGUGUGUACAAUCUGGUGCUGGACGAGGCCGACCGCAUGCUGGACAUGGGCUUCGAGCCCCAGAUACGGAAGAUCCUGCAAAAGGUCCCCGCGCAGAGGCACACGAUGUUCUUCUCCGCCACGUGGCCCCCGGGUGUCCGCCGCCUCGCCAACGAGUUUCUCCGCGGCGCGUACACUGUGACCAUUGGGAAUCGCGACGAGCUGAAGGGCAACCAGGACAUCAGCCAGUCGCUGCGGACGUGCCGCGGGAACGAGAAGAACACCAUCCUGAAGCAGAUCCUGAGAGAGUCUGGCGUUGCCGACCGAAGCAACAGCGCCGCCAAGGGCCUCGUGUUCUGCUCCACCAAGCGCAUGUGCGAUCAGCUCUCGUCGGACAUCGAGCGGUCCGGGACGCCCUGCUACGCGGUGCACGGCGACAAGAAGCAGAACGAGCGAGAGCUCGCCAUCAACGGAUUGAAGGAGGGCAAGAUCAAACUCCUGGUCUGCACUGACGUCGCAGCCCGUGGUCUCGACAUCAAGGGUGUGACGCUGGUUGUGAACUACGACCCGCCCAGCAAUACAGAGGACUACGUGCACCGCAUUGGUCGUACCGGUCGUGCUGGGCAAAAGGGCAGUGCGGUCGCGCUUAUCUCCGAGCGCGACACCCAUGCCCUCCGAGGAAUCAUCGAGGUAAUGAAGCGCACCAACCAGGUGAUCACACCCGAGAUCGAGGCCCUCGCGCGCAGCGCGCCGCCGCCGCCGCCCUCGGGCCGCGCCGCGCGCGGUGGCCCCCCGCCCGUAUCCAUCGACCCGAACUUCAAGGCGGGCCUCAUCAGCGGCGGGCUCGGCGAGGCGCCGCCGGCACCCGAGGGCGGGGCGGUCGCCUCAGGCAUCGGCAAGGUCGACUACGGCGGCGCCAGCAAUAUGCGCGGCGACUUUGGCGGCGGGGGCCGCGGGGGCGGCGGAGGCGGAGGUGGCGGCCGCGACUUCGGGGGCGGAGGCGGAGGCGGUGGGGGCGGCCGCGGUGGGGCGCCCGCGGCCAACGGCUACGACGCGGGGGACUCGCGCGGCCUGGCGGCCGCGUCGCGCAGACGCAGCCCGUCCAGGCGCCGGGACCGCAGCAGGCGGAGGCGCAGCCGCUCCCGCAGCCGCCGGGACCGCAGGCGCCGGAGCAGCCCGAGCGAGAAGCGCCAGCGCUACAAGAGCCCGAAGGGAAAGGAGGGGGCAGCCGCGAGCAUCAGCUCAGACAGCGGCAAGCGCAAGAAGGACAAGGACAAGAAGAAGAAAAAGAAGAAAAGGAAGCACAGCAGCGACAGCAGCAGCUGA